Hirsutella rhossiliensis is the source of this 1416-nucleotide messenger RNA. RefSeq names its product uracil catabolism protein 4. Bases 1 to 1416 code for a protein of 471 amino acids. The record is from RefSeq and is a predicted model, not a curated record. The transcript has 7 exons. NCBI's taxonomy places the organism in Eukaryota, Fungi, Ascomycota, Sordariomycetes, Hypocreales, Ophiocordycipitaceae.
AUGGGCCUCUUCUCUCGCAAGUCAAAGGCCGCCAAAGCCAAUUCCUCGUCAAUCACAAUCUCUCAGUCUUCGGCCAGCCUCAACUCGUCCAACUCCAAACUGGUUGGAACCCGCACCUCUGCCGGCACCAUCUCCCCCAGAACGCCCCUGUCCCCCAUGUCGCCCGUCAAGCUGCCCAAGGUCGACCUGCCGCGGCCCCCAGACCCCCAGCUCGACCCGACCGGCUACCUCCGGAGCUUGGGCGCCGUCAGGGACAGGAGCAGGCUUGUCAUGGACAAGCUGCUCGCCAACCAGCUCCAUCACUUCGACGUCGACCUGACCAAGCUUGCCGAUGUCGUCACCUUUGUCUCGGGCUUGAUAAAGCGCGAUUAUCCCGCCCCCUUCAACUCCAUCCCCGGCCAUGGCCGAUACCAGCAUUUCUGCGUCGGCGGCAAGGAUCGCAUCGUCGACUUGCUGGCCACGUGGCCCGACAGCGUCGACAACACCGAGAGGUGCCGCCGUCUCAUCGACCUCUUCCUCGUCAGCGUCCUGCUCGACGCCGGCGCCGGGACCCAGUGGAGCUACAAGAGUGUCAAGGAUGGCCGCACCUACCGACGCUCCGAGGGCCUGGCCGUUGCCAGCUUGGAGAUGUUUGAGGCGGGCGUCUUCUCCGGCAAUCCCGACAACAAGGCCCAGGUUGACAAGUCUCGCCAAGGCAACAAGCUCGCCGGCCUUGACGGUCGCACCGCGCUCCUCAUCAGGCUAGCCCGUGCUCUUAACGAGAAGAGAGAUUUCUUUGGCGCCGACGGCCGCCCCGGCAACAUGAUAGACCACCUCUUGUCGCACCCGUCAACGCUGGCAUCAUCCAUGCUGGUUGUUCCUCUGCCGGUGCUGUGGAACGUUCUCAUGAACGGCCUGGCCUUGUCGGGCUCUGACGGCGCCCGCUGGGAAUCCAUCUUGCCCUUCCACAAGCUGACCCAGUGGCUCACCUUUUCGCUCAUGCAGCCCAUGCAAUCUCUGCUCAACAUGCAUUUCGCUGGGACCGAGCUGCUCACCGGCCUACCCGAAUAUCGCAACGGCGGCCUGUUCGUGGACAUGGGCGUCUUGACAUUGAAAGCCGACGAUAACGAGCGCGGUCUGCAAAACUACAGCGAAUACUGCCUACGAACGGGCACCAAGCAAGUUGAGGUGGCACCCAUGUUUGAGCCUGGCGAUGACGUUGUGGUUGAAUGGCGCGGGGCUACGGUUGGGCUGUUGGACAAGCUGUGUGAGGAAGUGAACAAGUCCCUCAAGGCUGAGCUGGCCGGCAACGAGUUGACGCUGCCCCAGCUCCUCGAGGCUGGCAGUUGGAAGGGUGGGCGCGAGCUUGCCGAGAUACAUCGGCCAAACACUAAGGAACCCCCAAUCCUGAUUGAGAGUGACGGGACUGUUUUCUAA